Molecule: messenger RNA, 1416 nt
Organism: Eriocheir sinensis (Chinese mitten crab)
Lineage: Eukaryota; Metazoa; Arthropoda; Malacostraca; Decapoda; Varunidae
Product: retinol dehydrogenase 11-like
Exons: 5
Coding region: 923-1204 (93 amino acids)
Source: RefSeq, a predicted model, not a curated record
UUUUUUUACGUGAUAGCCUGUAGCACCGGUAGGCUUUCUUCAAGCGCCUGGUGGUCGGCCCAAGCCCGUCGUGGGUCGUGGCGCAGGCAAGUGUUUAUAGUGGCGUCAUGUAUUCUUGGCUCAUACUGCCUCCCGGAAGUCAUUCUUGAAUGACUUGAACGGUUCUUCUAGAAUCCGGGUUGAUAGGUGGUCUUCAGGACAGCAUUUUUGGGCCACUCGGCGGCGACAGAAAAAUCCCAGGUGGUAGUGUCGGAUUCGAACCCGCGUCGUCCAGAACGCGGUGAAUGCGGGACCCGUGCGCUAACCACUCAGCCACCGCCUCCCCACGUGUGUGUGUGUGUGUGUGUGUGUGUGUGUGUGUGUUCAAGUCCUCAAGCACACACAGUGUCUGCCAGCAACAAGCCUCACUUUGCCACCGCCUUCACAAACAGUUUCCGCGUCGGUGUACCCAGGGACCUAUGCCUUGCAGGGCCCACAAGCGCUCCCCGCAACAGAGACGCCAUGAGCUGGACAUUGCAUUGCCCCGUAUCUCGCCCAUCAGUGAUAAAACCCAGGAGUGAGGCAGUCGUGGCAAGUGAUAAGACAAUGUUAUUUCAUCCGUAAGAAACCUUGACUGGAGUGAAAAAAAAUAAUUAUACACGAUAUAUCUUAAGAGCUGUGAUAUCAUGUUUAUGCAUCAUCGCUGUGUGCAUCUACUUCUAAAGAGCACUGAAUAUACAAAUCUUGCGGUAGGUCGUGACUCUUUAGGACAACCAAGACGGUAAAAAGCAAUAAGUGCCAUGGGGUCCAAAGGUCAGUAUAGUGUAUCAUGGCCUUAUCAAGAUUAUGGGAGCCAGUGGUUUCGUAACUGCCGUGUGAGGUGUGCGAGUACGUCCACCUCUCUCGUUUUUUGCUUCCUUUAACAGGUGCACAAGCGGCCAACAUGUUCAUGGAGGUGGUGGUGGCCUUGGUGGUGGUGCUGAUGAGCCUGAAGGUGUACAUGACAGUCACCUCAGGCAACUGCAGCAGCACCAGGUCCAUGGCGGGCAAGACGGUCAUUGUUACCGGAGCCACGGCAGGCAUCGGGAAGGAGACGGCUCGUGACCUGCUGCGGCGCGGUGCCCGCGUCAUCAUGGCCUGCAGGAACCUGGAGAAGGCCGCCAGGGUGGCUGAUCAACAACGCAGGCAUUCUCGGCCCGAAGAAAAGGCGAGUGACGGCAGAUGACCUCGAGCUGACCAUGGCGACCAACCACUUCGGUCACUUCCUGCUGACCAACCUGCUGUUGGGUCGCCUGAAAGAAUCCGCACCGAGUCGCAUCGUCAACGUGUCCUCCUUGGCCCACAAAUGGCCUCGCGAGCAGUGCCUGAGCGACCUGGCGAUGACCAGCAAGUACUCGUCGAUGCACGCCUACUCCGUCAGCAAGCUGUGCAAUGUUC